CACCGGUGAAGAUUCUCCUCUUGAAAUUUGAAACUCGAAAAAAUUUAAUUUUAGAUAUGUUCAUCCUUUUACUCACAUUGCUCGGCGGGGGCGGUAGAACCGACGUCAUCUAGCGAAGAGAGAGUUUCGACCACCAGUGGAUAUUGACAAUUCUCCUAACUACACCCGAGUAAGGGGAGAGGAUAAUUUUAAUAUUUGGUUCUCCCCCCUGCUCCCAAGAGAAUUUCUUAAAGAUCAAGAAAGGGGUACUACUUGUAACUUGCGAUGGCUAAUCCAGAAUAUGAUGAAGAAGAAGAAUUAGAUUUAGAUUCCAUUGAAGAUGAACAAACUUUAAUUGAACUAUUGGAUGAAGCCGAAGAUUUCGAUGAACGAAAAAGGAUACGAGAUAGAUUAAUGAAAGUUCAACAUGAAAUUAAAGCGCAGAGGGAAAAGGAUCGUCGACGGAGGGAAGAAGAUCGAGAACAAGCAAUUCGCAACAAAGUAAAGGAGGCUGACAUGAAAAAGAAGAAGACACUAGAAAUGUACAGUGAAAUGGCAAAAGGCGGCACACCUGCUGGAAGGAAAGGCAGUUUAUCGGGUCCUCAAGACUCAACAGGUAAGCCUAAGGAUUUAGUAGAGGAGGCAAUUAAAGACCGUCUACAAGCAGCGGACAAUCGAAAGAAAAGAAUUUUAGCUGCCUACGACCAUGCUGCUAAGAGUCAACCGGCUGGACAAGCACGAAUUGUCGAAUUUGAUGCUUUUAGAAGCGCAGAUGUAUCUAAGUUGGAACCACCGAAACCAGUUAAAGGAAGUUGCUGUUUCAGUAUGGCAGGCGGAGUUCCGAAAGUGGAGAAGAUUGUUCCCGCAUCAGUACGAAAACCUCGUAUGCCAGUGGAUGAAUCUGAACUAGAUCCAAUGGAGAGAGCAAUAAGGGCUCGAGUCAGGGAAGCGGAAGAAAGAAAGAAGAGAACAUUAGCUGCCUAUGACAUGGCAGCCAGAACUGGUGGAGCAGGACCUAAAGUAGUCAUUUUACAGGAAUUCAGAGAUCUUAAAAUUGAUGAAGAACCUAGAAAACCACCAAGAUAUGAUCCCUGCUUUAGAGGAGGAUUAAAAACAUAGAAAAUUAAGUUUAAAAUAAAAGUAUAUUCUUUUUUUUCUCCUUGAACACUUGAGUAUGGUAUGUUAUAAAAACACUGAGUUUACAGGUUAGAUUGAACUUGUCAGAAAAUAUAAAUCUCUUUUACAAAAUUCUUUUACAUAAAUUUAUAUGUGCAACAUUUAAACUUUCCAUGUAUUUUCCUGUAGACAUAUUAUUUCAAUAAAUGUGUUCAAUUUGUAAUAAAUUA
This is a messenger RNA of Parasteatoda tepidariorum (common house spider), 1325 nucleotides long. RefSeq lists its product as uncharacterized. The record is from RefSeq and is a predicted model, not a curated record. NCBI's taxonomy places the organism in Eukaryota, Metazoa, Arthropoda, Arachnida, Araneae, Theridiidae.